AUGUCUGGACGCGGUAAAGGUGGCAAGGUUAAGGGAAAGGCAAAGUCCCGUUCUAACCGUGCCGGACUUCAGUUCCCCGUCGGUCGUAUCCACAGGCUUCUACGCAAGGGCAACUACGCCGAGCGCGUCGGUGCCGGUGCCCCGGUGUACCUAGCCGCCGUCAUGGAGUACCUGGCCGCUGAGGUUCUCGAGUUGGCAGGCAACGCCGCUCGCGACAACAAGAAGACCAGGAUCAUCCCUAGGCAUCUCCAGCUGGCGAUCCGCAACGACGAGGAGUUGAACAAGCUCCUCUCCGGUGUGACCAUCGCCCAGGGUGGUGUGCUGCCUAACAUUCAGGCCGUGCUCCUGCCCAAGAAGACCGAGAAGAAGGCUUAA
Cydia strobilella is the source of this 375-nucleotide messenger RNA. Its product is annotated as histone H2A. Gene Ontology annotation, cellular component: nucleosome; chromatin. The coding region runs from base 1 to 375 and encodes 124 amino acids. Gene Ontology annotation, molecular function: DNA binding; structural constituent of chromatin; protein heterodimerization activity. The record is from RefSeq and is a predicted model, not a curated record. Gene Ontology annotation, biological process: heterochromatin formation. The transcript has a single exon. NCBI's taxonomy places the organism in Eukaryota, Metazoa, Arthropoda, Insecta, Lepidoptera, Tortricidae.